AUGACUCUAUUCCGACCUGCAAUCAUACGAACCCAAUUGAUUAUAUUGUUUAUUUUUGUUGUUGCAACCAACAUUGAUUGUCGACCUGGAGGUCGUGGGAAAAUUGUUCGUAUUAGAGUCUCUUCUAGAAAUUUGGUCAAAAACAAAUUUCAUUUAAAAAAUAUGUAUCGACAAUCGCCAAUUCUGCAUCAAUCCCAUAAUCAUAUUUUAAUUCGAGGAGCAACUCGAUCAGCUUCAGCUUUACUAGUUGGUACAUUAGCAUUGCGAUCAUAUGUUUCGAACAAUCACAAGCAAUUCAGUCAAUCGAGACAUACACUGACAAACGGUACUGGAAGUCUUUGCGUAAAUAGAGAAAAUUUUUCUAAUUUUAUCUUCAAUGAAUUUCGUUGUCCAUUAUUGCCUAUUUUUCCACACGAUAAUUAUUAUUGUUGCGGUCCAUCUCAACGUCAAUAUUGUUGUUCCUUCUGGAAAAGUAGUCGAGUGGCUGGUUUUAUCAUUGGUAUUAUGACAGCGUCUAGUCUUUUGAUUGUAUGUAUUUAUUAUUAUCGAUAUCGUUUAACACGAAAAGAAUCACAAGGUGUCAAGUCUUAUUUAAUGUAUCCCAUUCAAACUUCAUUGUAUAGUAAUGGAGAUACAAACCACUAUGUCAACGGCAAAUAA
Molecule: messenger RNA, 660 nt
Organism: Rotaria socialis
Lineage: Eukaryota; Metazoa; Rotifera; Eurotatoria; Philodinida; Philodinidae
Source: the annotation of a GenBank genome assembly